AUGUUAACACGUCGCGUAUUACAUCGUUUAUUUCGGUGUGCUGUAGGACAAAUAAACAAACGGCAACAAUCAACACAACAAAAUCUUUUAAUUAGUGGCCAUAUCAAUGCUCCGUUAACGAACAAACUGCAAUUUCUUUUCCCAAAAGACCGUCCAAUUAUUCCUGUUUAUCGUGUUUUAGAAACAGAUGGACAUGUUAUAGAUGAAACACAAACACCAUCGUUUUCUGAUGAACAAAUCGUUAAAAUGUAUAAAGAUAUGACAUUAUUAUCCACAAUGGAUGAACUACUGUAUCAAUCACAACGUCAAGGUCGUAUCAGUUUUUAUAUGACAAAUUAUGGUGAAGAAGCUACACAUGUGGGUAGUGCAGCAGCACUUGAUCCAAAUGAUCUUGUUUAUGGUCAAUACAGAGAAGCUGGUGUUCUCAUGUAUCGUGGUUUUCAGUUAGAUGAUUUUAUGAAUCAAUGUUUUGGCAAUUUAAAAGCAUCAUGUAAAGGAAUUCAAAUGCCCGUUCAUUAUGGCUCAAAAAAAUUAAAUUUUGUUACAAUUUCAUCAACAUUAGCCACUCAAAUGCCACAAGCUGUUGGAAGCGCUUAUGCUUAUAAAAGAGCACAAAAUAUGUUAUGUGUCAUUUGUUAUUUUGGUGAAGGAGCGUCAUCUGAAGGAGAUGCGCAUGCUGCUUUAAAUUUUUCAGCAACGCUUGAAGCGCCUGUUUUAUUUUUCUGUCGUAAUAACGGCUAUGCCAUAUCAACAUCAGCUACUGAACAAUAUCGUGGUGAUGGUGUAGCUAGUCGUGGACCUGGCUAUGGAAUUGCAGCGAUCCGUGUUGAUGGCAAUGAUUUAUUUGCUGUUUAUAAUGCAACAAAAGCUGCACGAGACAUGGCGGUAAAUGAAAUGCGACCAGUAUUGAUCGAAGCAAUGACUUAUAGAGUGGGUCAUCAUAGUACGUCUGAUGAUAGUUCAGCAUAUCGUUCAAUUGAUGAAGUACGCAUUAGAGAUAAAAGAGAUAAUCCAAUAUCGAGAUUUCGAAAAUAUAUGACUUUACGUGGUUGCUGGAAUGAAGAAAAAGAAGAAGAAUGGGUUAAAGAAUCCAAACGUUCCGUUAUGGAAUCAUUUACUCGUUGUGAAAAAAUAAAACGUGCUUCACCAGCAACGAUAUUUGAAAAUGUAUUUGAUAAAGUUGAACCACAUUUACAACGUCAAAUGAAAGAAAUGAAUGAACAUAUAAAACUCCAUCAUGAUCAUUUUCCGUGGACACAAUAUGAAUCGAUGUAA
This is a messenger RNA of Didymodactylos carnosus, 1275 nucleotides long. The record is from the annotation of a GenBank genome assembly. NCBI's taxonomy places the organism in Eukaryota, Metazoa, Rotifera, Eurotatoria, Philodinida, Philodinidae.